GUUGUAUGCAGCGUGACCUGACUGAUUCAACAGUCCCGAGGAAUGCGGGUGUGGGAUUAGGGAAUUCUCUUCUUGCCUGCAAAAGUGUACUGCAGGGAAUUGUGAAACUUCAGGAUUCUGAUGCAUUGGAUAUGUCAACUUCAUACCGGUCCUUUAGUUCUAAACUAAAUGUAUGCUGGGGUUGGAUCUUUGUUGUACUUGGCUCUGUCUCCUUUUUGGGUUUCUUUUAUGCUGCUAUCUUAUCCAAGCUCCUUCCACCAUCUGGAAAUCAGAUCAUGUCAGCCAUUCAAAAUGACAGGUACUACUGCUUAUUGGUACCCUUGACACUCCCUGUGCUCGUAGUUGCUGUUUAUUUCCAUUGGCUUAGUAUGAAACUCUUCAAGCAUGCUUGAUUUUUCAAUUUUCAUCAGUGCAAGCUGCUGCACAUUUAUUGGAGUACAUGGCAUUGUAUGGUAGAAGCAACAAGUCGCAAGCAAAAUCUGCUGAGAAACAGUGCCUUAUUGUUUCAGCGCAAGCUGCUGCACAUUUAUUGGAGUACAUGGCGUUGAACUGUUGAAGCAACCAAUCACAGUCAGCAGGUUCACCUGUUGUGUUGGAUGAACUGCAUCCCAGUAGAUAUGUGUAGACCUAUCCGAGCAAGGUGGUACAUCUUUAAGGCAUUGGAAAGUUGCAUUGCUUGCGAUACAGCAUGGGUUUCCAUUUGUGAACCCUGCAGCAGUAGAUUUCAAUUGGCUACAGAUAGCAAGAUGGAGAUCAACUGAUUGAGUUUGAUAUGAGAAUGAUUUUCUUUAAGUGAAUUAAUGGUGAUAUCUCACCGUAUUUAGACGGAUUUUGGCCUACCACAAGGCUUGAUGCAUAAAUGUCUCCCUGGACAAAGGUUGAGCCCUUAAGACUGGUGCUCAACUCUUGUAUCAUACUGGGAAAGCCCUCAUCGUAAAGGUAUACCAACUGGUUUACACGCUCUGCACAUCCACUUGUAAUAUUUUCUCUAAUUGUUAUGCCCGGUGUACACCCAAUUGGGGCGAGGUUGAAUACCAAAAAUUUCCUUGCUCCCAGAUUGUAAAGGUCCUACCAUUGUAUAACCAGAAUUGAGAUUAAAUCUUAACAGAAAAGGCUUAAUCAGUAAAAGGGUCAGCGUGUUCUGUUACCUGCAAAUGUUGUUUGAGUUCUUUCAAGAGAAUGCUAGCAAAUUGUUCAGGGCUGUAUAGAUGACUACUGCUGUAUUGUGCUGGUAGAAGAUAGUUGUUGAUAUAGUCAUUGCUGCCUAUGUCUAUGAUGAAAAUGGACUUGGAUAAGUACUGCUAGAGCUCAUCUUUGGUUUCGAAGUUCCUUGGUAAGUAAAUGUUAACAUUUUCUCAGAACAAGUCAAUUUGUACCUGUAGGGUUAAAUUCAUCCCCUGCAUAACAAACCCAUUGCAUAAGAAAUUCCAAGAAGCUCCUUAGAACAAAAAUUAUCAAGUCUUACUAAACAUUCAAAUAUUCUAAAUGGAGAUCUC
Messenger RNA from Telopea speciosissima, 1496 nucleotides. RefSeq lists its product as uncharacterized. Gene Ontology annotation, molecular function: N6-(1,2-dicarboxyethyl)AMP AMP-lyase (fumarate-forming) activity. Gene Ontology annotation, biological process: IMP biosynthetic process. Lineage: Eukaryota; Viridiplantae; Streptophyta; Magnoliopsida; Proteales; Proteaceae. The record is from RefSeq and is a predicted model, not a curated record. The transcript is spliced from 4 exons. Bases 6 to 392 code for a protein of 128 amino acids.